This is a messenger RNA of Condylura cristata (star-nosed mole), 676 nucleotides long. Its product is annotated as cysteine-rich C-terminal protein 1. The record is from RefSeq and is a predicted model, not a curated record. NCBI's taxonomy places the organism in Eukaryota, Metazoa, Chordata, Mammalia, Eulipotyphla, Talpidae. The coding region runs from base 68 to 364 and encodes 98 amino acids. The transcript has 3 exons.
GCAGGUGGCCCGUUCCAGUUGAAGAACUGAGUGGGUCUUCUAGAGAGCUAGCAUCUGGUUCUCCGCAAUGUCCUCCCAGCAGAGCAUGGCUUCAGCCAAGGGCUUUUCCAAGGGGUCUUCCCAGGGCUCCGGGCCGUGCCCCGCCCCGGCGCCCGCCCCGGCGCCCUCCUCCUCUUCCGGCUGCUGCGGCUCCAGUUCCGGCUGCUGCGGCUCCAGUUCCGGCUGCUGCGGCUCCAGCUCCACCGGCUGCUGCUGCUUCCCCCGGCGGCGGCGCCGGCAGCGCAGUGGGUGCUGCUCCUGCUGCGGGGGCGGCAGCCAGAGGUCGCAGAGCACCAGCAACACCGGCUGCUGCGGCGGCUGCUGAGCGCCCCGCCGGCCUGCCCCUCCCGCCAGCCCGCCCACCUCGUGUCCCCACCCUGCAUUCCCAGGCUCCCAGGCCGGUGCGCCUCGGCGUACGCCCCCUCUCGCUGUAAAACCGCGUGCGCUCGGAUGUUAGAACCCACCCUGUCCGCAGUCCCAGGGAACUCCCUGACCUCCUGUGAGAUCCCUCGUGGGGAACCCAAGAACCGUGGUGGGGCUUUGGGUCCUACUGUGCAGGGUUUGCACACAGUAGGUGCUCCAAAAAUGCCUACUGCUUUGACUGUUCUGUGAAGAUGGCAUAAUAAAGCUUCUACCU